AUGCCGGCACCGUACGCGUCCUCCGCUCCGUCGGGAUUAAAUGCACAAAUAAUGCGCAAUUCACUCGCACAAUAUGGUUGCGGCCAUCGGGUGAUGUUUUCCACAGUCGUGCCUGCUCCUGCUGACGCCAUUUUCGAUGCUGAGCUCUAUUUCCGGCCGCGGCCCGCUCAAGCGAGCAGACGCCCAUUUUUCGCUAAGAUUCCUGCCAAAAUGGGCGCCGACCAAGCCAUCGGCUUCUUCACACUCACAUCUCCGGUACAUAUCAAGCUAGGCCGUUUUAGGCAGUCAUCCUUGCAACGUCCACAUGAAUCCACUUCUUCCUCUGGGCGGAAGCAUCUGCUCCUGAUAGACUUCCCGGUUCGAAUGAUGGACAUGCCUGGGCCAUCCCAGCGGCCACGUUCCUGUUGCUGGCGCCAGAAGCUAUCCGCAAUUGACUGCCGAGAUAAGACACAGGUCCUUCGCGUUCCCGUACCCAGUUCUCGUGUCUCGAAUCCCACUGCCCUGCCUCGAGGCCCGCCACAGAAGGCUAACCACUGCAAAUAUGAGGACGCAGUGGAUAAGAAAGGCCCCGCACCAUUCCAGCGUCCGGCGAACGUGAAGUCCGGUACCAGGUGA
This is a messenger RNA of Postia placenta MAD-698-R-SB12, 615 nucleotides long. RefSeq lists its product as hypothetical. The transcript has 3 exons. Lineage: Eukaryota; Fungi; Basidiomycota; Agaricomycetes; Polyporales; Adustoporiaceae. The coding region runs from base 1 to 615 and encodes 204 amino acids. The record is from RefSeq and is a predicted model, not a curated record.